GUAAAUAUCCUGAUUGACAACACAGGCAGACCUCGUCUGGCUGACUUCGGCUUAUCGAGAAUUCUCAGCGAGUACGCCACUCAGGUGGCGACGCAGAACCACCAGGGUGGAAGAUGGACCGCUCCUGAGCUCUUGUGUCCAGAACGCUUUUCAUCGCAGAGCAAUCCGACCUCAAAACCAACCUUUGAAGGCGAUGUAUAUUCGUUCGCAUGUGUUUGUUAUGAGAUUUACACCACUAGACCGCCGUUUUAUGAGAUCCGCCGUGAGGCAACUGUCAUUGUACGGAUUCUGGAAGGUCAACGGCCUCGUCGCCCGAUGAAUGGUGAUGGCUGCGCGAUCACGCCAUCGGACACACUCUGGUCGCUGAUCGAGAAAUGCUGGCACCAGCAAAGCGAACUACGACCGAAAAUGACCACCGUUCUACAGCAACUA
This is a messenger RNA of Punctularia strigosozonata HHB-11173 SS5, 432 nucleotides long. RefSeq names its product kinase-like protein. NCBI's taxonomy places the organism in Eukaryota, Fungi, Basidiomycota, Agaricomycetes, Corticiales, Punctulariaceae. Gene Ontology annotation, molecular function: protein tyrosine kinase activity; ATP binding. Gene Ontology annotation, biological process: protein phosphorylation. The transcript is spliced from 2 exons. The record is from RefSeq and is a predicted model, not a curated record. The annotation marks the transcript as partial.